Messenger RNA from Cyclospora cayetanensis, 2388 nucleotides. RefSeq names its product methyltransferase-like protein 13. The record is from RefSeq and is a predicted model, not a curated record. The transcript has 14 exons. Lineage: Eukaryota; Apicomplexa; Conoidasida; Eucoccidiorida; Eimeriidae.
GCCACGCUGGCGCAUUUUAGGGAGCGCAGCUACUGGGAUAACUUUUUUAAAAGCAGAGGGGGAGAGGCAUUCGAGUGGUAUGGCACCUUCUGUGACUUUAGGGAGGCCUUCGGGAUCCUGGGUCUCCUUCGGGGGGCCCCCAAAGCCGAUGAAGGUUCUCAAGAGGGGCCCCUACUUCUCCAUGUCGGCUGCGGCAACUCAACCCUCCCCAGGGAGCUCUAUGAGGAAGGAUACAAGAGGAUCGUGAACAUCGACUUCUCUCCCGUUGUCAUUGAAGAAAUGAAGGCACGCUUCGCCGCUCUUCCAUCGCUGGAGUGGCGUUGUCUUGAUGUUCGGGGCAAGGGUCUCCAGGAGGCUUUCUUGGGGCCCCCAGGAGGUUCAGGGCCUCCUCCCUUUGACAUCGUUCUAGACAAGGGCUUCCUGGAUGCAUUCAUCUCCAUAGAUCACGAAGAGGCACUUCUUGCCAAGACAGGUCCUUCAGGCGUUCCUCCUGCCGGGAUGCCAGCGGAAGGAACCUCUGAGGGAAGCCGCUCCGCAAAGGUUUCACCGGCAAGUACUCCUUAUGACUACAAAAAGGCGGCAUCUGAGUAUUUUGAGGCGGUGAUGGAAGUUCUGAAGGAGGGAGGCUCAUAUAUCCUCAUUUCUCUUCUCCAGGAUUACCUCUUGAAAGAAUUCGUUCGUUUCUUUCUGACCCGCCAUGUUACAGUGGAGAUUUUUCCAUGCCGUACUGGGGACCCCAAAAUGCAAGGAAGUGCUUUCGCAGGACGCCUGCAACCUUUCCUGAUCAGAGUAAAGAAGGAGGCUCCCCCUUCAGGGGGGGCCCUGGGAGUGACCCCUCAGGUGUACCCUAAGGCGUUCCCUAUCAUGUCUAUGCUUUAGAAAACAAGAGCUUUGGUGAUGUGGAUGUCUGCACACAGGCCCACCUGCACGAUGGCAGGCACUCCUGGAAGAGAAGGCCCAGAGACCUUUCCUCUGUGGGAGCUUACGAAGCACGUGGCAGCAGUAAGCCGCUGGUUUGCCUUGGAUGCUCUGGCGCGCAGUCAGAGUCCAGGAAAGAGGGCGAUACUACAUGUCGGAGGGGGGGGUGGCCCCUUCGCCCGUUGCAGCGUUGCGGUGUACGAUACCACGAAUCAAGCACAUGCAAAGAAGGGGAAAACUGCCGCUCUCCUCGUUCCCCCAGGACAGGAACUCACUUGGACUUUCGCUACUUCUGAAGGAAAUCAACAAAUAGCGGAUCAGCUGGAAACUUCGCGUUUGCUGGUCGUUACAUUUCCUUUGGGGUUCGGCUCGGACGCCUUGCAAGAAGUGGCGCCUGUCCAGUGGCGUCGCACGAUCGAGGAGGCCCAGAAGACCCUAGGACCCCUGCUAAAAGAAUUCUCUCUACCUACGGAGGAUGCGAUCCCCAUUCUUACCCUGGGGGAGCAAGCCCCGGUGAGAGAGGUCUUGUGGCAGCAGUCCUCCCCUCUAGCAGGGCGUAUCCUAGUGAGAGACGUGCAAGAUACAACUGUGCUGGAGAGCGCAGCAGCGGCAGGGGGUUCCCCUGAGGGGGCUACCUCCACCCUCAGAGUCCCCAAAGGAGUGUCCUCCACCGACGCCUCUCAGGUGGAGUUUCUGACCCUUGAUCCGGCUUCCGCAUAUUAUUGCGCCAUUGUUACGGCUUUCGGCCUCUCGAAGAAGGUUGUCACCUCUCCCUGGGGCUCCAUCAAUACCAUCGACGCGGUGCUUCUAGGUCUUGGGGGCGGUGUGCUGGGUGGAAUGCUGCAUCGCUUGUUUGGGAGCUUUGGCCUAUCCCUAACUUGCGUAGAGCUUGAUGCGGUAGUGAUUCAAGUUGCAAAGCAGUUUUUUGGCUUCAAAGAGUCUGAGAGUCCUCGUCUGCGCACGGUUUGCGGGGAGGGAAAGCAGUAUGUGGAGGCCUUGCCUCCUGAAUCCCUCGACCUCCUGAUAAUUGAUAUCAACAGCGGAGAGACAGCAGACGCUGUCAUCUGUCCUCCCAAAGCAUUUGCCGAGGCAGAGUUCCUGCAAACUGCUAAAGAGAAGCUGAGGCCGGGUGGCGUCUUUAUCUCUAACCUUCUUUGCCGCUCUGAGGAAACGAAGAAGCAGCUGUUGGAUAGCGUCAAAAAGGAGUUCCCUUUUGCGGCCGUCAUUGACGUACCUGAGGAUGUCAACGAAGUCGCAGUGGCAGUGAAGGAUGGCCCCUCUCCGCAGAAUGGCCAAAAUCUUGUUUCGUCUUCAGAGCUUUUCAAGCGGUUGCAGCAUCUUGAACGAUGCUUCUUGCAGCACACUGGCACCAAGGGGGGAUGGCUUGUUGGACAGAGUAUGCAGGACUGGGCAGGCCGGAUUAAGCCAUGGCCCUCCCCAAAGACAGCCACUCCCAAGAAUGGUCUCUAG